Messenger RNA from Erigeron canadensis, 480 nucleotides. RefSeq names its product putative F-box protein At1g47790. NCBI's taxonomy places the organism in Eukaryota, Viridiplantae, Streptophyta, Magnoliopsida, Asterales, Asteraceae. The record is from RefSeq and is a predicted model, not a curated record. The coding region runs from base 1 to 480 and encodes 159 amino acids. Gene Ontology annotation, molecular function: protein binding. The transcript has a single exon.
AUGGAGAAACUAUCGGAAGACGUUUUAAACAACAUAUUCAUCCGAUUACCCGCGAAACAGCUUGUUCAGAUGAGACGUGUUUGUAAACCCUGGAACGCUUUCUUAUCGGAAUCCUAUUUCAUCAAAUCCCAUCUCAAUCAUUCCAUCCGCAACAAACAUAAUAAUGAAAUUGUCCUGGUCUUGAACCCUACAUUAUCUCGUUACCGGCGCCUUAUCCCUGGUUCAGAACAUGCUUUAACCUGCACAGCGUAUGACCUCUCCCAAUCUCCCAUAAUCGAACUCAAUGAUUUUGUUAAGUUACCCCGUAAUUUCCCACAACCUGAGUAUGGCAGCGGCCAUGGUAUAGGUUCCGUUAAUGGCUUGAUAUGUUUUCAUAUUGGACAUAGUGAUCGUUAUGUUCAAGGAAUAUACAUAUGGAACCCUUCUUUAUCCGUUGUAACUUACGCCCCUCAGGGCCGUAACUUACGCCCCCUCCCUUGA